AUGGCGAAACUCAAGCUACCUUUCGCUCUCUGCUUUUCUUCGUUCCUCCUCUUCUUCACUCUCGUCCUCUCCUCCUCCGCUUUCUCUCCCAUCGACCACUACCUCAUCAAUUGCGGGUCACACGGCAGCACGGUUGACCUCGACCACCGCCGCUUCGGCGGCGACUCGUCCGAGGACUCAAAUUCGCCGCUGCUCUCUUCAUCCGGAGGGGUAUCACUCGCCGUCUCGAAUCCUCUUCCCGGAUCAUCCCCGAUUUACCACACGGGUCGGCUCUUCACCCGGCCAUCAAAGUACGCGUUCAGCAUCAGAGAUCCGGGUGCUCAUCUAGUUCGCCUCCAUUUCCAGGUACUGAACACCGGCCUUGAUUAUUCGAAUGCUCAGUUUUAUGUUUUGGCGAACGGGUAUUUACUGUUGAACAGUUCUAGUAUUGAAAAGACUUGGAAUUCCGGGGUAAUUAAAGACUAUACAAUUAGGGUUGAUUCGGAUAAGCUUGUGAUCACCUUCGUCCCAGUGAAGAAGUCGAAAUUUGCAUUCGUUAAUGCCAUAGAAGUAAUCUCAGCUCCCAAAGAUUUGGUUGCUGAUUUAGCUCAGUAUGUGAGUUCUGAGAAAAAUGAACAAAUUAGUGGAUUAUUGAAGAAUGGAUUUGAAACUGUUCAUAGAGUUAGUAUGGGAGGUCCAAAAGUGACCCCUUUUAAUGACUCUUUGUGGAGAACUUGGCUUCCUGAUGACGAGUUCUUGAAGUCUCAUGAUGAUAGCUUGUCGAAGGUCUACUAUUCUGGGCAUAUACAGUAUCAGAAUGGUGGGGCGAGCCGAGAGGUUGGUCCUGAUAAUAUGUACAACACAGCACGGAUUAUUAAGAGCUCGAGUGAUUCCAUCCCAUCACUAAACAUGUCAUGGGCGUUUCCUGUGGAUGAGGGUUAUAAGUACUUGGUUAGAAUGCACUUCUGUGAUAUAGCUAGCGCUGCACGAGGUAUGCUGUAUUUCAAUGUGUAUGUGAAUGGAUAUAUGGCUUACGAAAACUUGGAUCUUACAAUGAUCACCGGAAUUCUUGCCUCACCGUUCUAUGCUGACUUUGUUGUUGAUGAGGGGCUUACGGGGGGUGUUCUGACUGUUAGUGUGGGGCCGUCAAAUAUGAGCAUGACACGAGCUGUGGAUGCCAUUCUUAACGGGGUUGAGAUCAUGAAGAUAAACAAUUCGGUGGGCAGCUUUGAUGGAGAAUUCUGUGCACAUUAUGUCUUGAAGACAUGGAGGACAGGGAAUGGCGGUGUUGUACUUUUCCUGUUAGCUGCAGUUUUCUUGCUGCUGACAGCAACCGUGUUGAUAAAGAGGAGGAGUUCUGAGAUCAGAGACCCGAUUGUGUGGUCAAGAUUGCCUAUGGAGAUCCCCGAUGCUAUAUCAAAGCGCUACAAUCAACUGUCAUCCAGUAAAGUGUGA
Messenger RNA from Ipomoea nil (Japanese morning glory), 1434 nucleotides. RefSeq names its product probable receptor-like protein kinase At5g24010. NCBI's taxonomy places the organism in Eukaryota, Viridiplantae, Streptophyta, Magnoliopsida, Solanales, Convolvulaceae. The record is from RefSeq and is a predicted model, not a curated record. Gene Ontology annotation, molecular function: protein kinase activity. The transcript has a single exon. The coding region runs from base 1 to 1434 and encodes 477 amino acids.